Aureococcus anophagefferens is the source of this 2298-nucleotide messenger RNA. RefSeq lists its product as hypothetical. Gene Ontology annotation, cellular component: membrane. The record is from RefSeq and is a predicted model, not a curated record. Gene Ontology annotation, biological process: transmembrane transport. Gene Ontology annotation, molecular function: ATP binding; ATP hydrolysis activity; ABC-type transporter activity. The annotation marks the transcript as partial. Lineage: Eukaryota; Pelagophyceae; Pelagomonadales; Pelagomonadaceae. The transcript has a single exon.
GUGUCCUACGUGCCCCAGAAGCCCUGGAUCUGGAACGGCACGCUCCGGGAGAACAUCUUGUUCGGCGCACCGCUCGACCGAAACCGCUACGACGCGGUGGUGGCCGCGUGCGGGUUGUCGCGCGACUUGAACGAGCUGCCCGCGGCGGACGAGACGGAGAUCGGCGAGAAGGGCGUCAACCUCAGCGGCGGCCAGCAGCAGCGCGUCGCGCUCGCGCGGGCCGCCUACGCGGACUCCGCCGUCGUCCUGCUCGACGACGUCCUCUCCGCCGUCGACAGCCGCGUCGGCGCGCGGAUAUUGGACGACCUCGUCGACGGCCCGCUCUUCCGCGGGCGCACGGUCGUGCUCUGCACGCACCAGGUCCGCGCGACGGCGCGGCGCGCGGCGCGCGUCUUCGAGAUCGAGAACGGGCGCGUCGCCGAGCGCGACGCGGAUCCCGACGACGAGCGCGCGGAACCGCGCGCGUCCGCCGGCGUCGACGAGCGGCCGGACGCGCGGCGCGGCGAGGACGGCAAGCUGACGAAGGAGGAGCACCGCACCGCCGGCGCCGUCGCGUUGCAGCUCUACUGGACCUACAUGCGGAGCGCCGGCGGCGCCUCGUUCGCCGUGGUCUGGGCGAGCCUGGGCGGCUUCGUCCAGGCGGCGUCGUUCGCGAACCGGCUCUCCUUUGGCCGCUGGGUCGCGACGGCGCAGGGCGACGGCGGCGGGGCCUUCGGUCUCUACGCGGCGACGACGGCCCUCUUCGUCGCGCUGGUCGCGCUCCGCGCGGCGCUGAGCGGAAUCGGCUCGUGGCGCGCGUCGUCGCGGAUCCACGACGCGAUGCUGGCGCGGCUGCUCGGUGCGCCCCUGGCCUUCUUCGAGCGGACGCCGAGCGGGCGGCUCCUCAACCGCUUCUCGUCGGAUCUCGCGUCCGUCGACGACGAGCUCAUGGACGAGCUCUACCUGUUCGUCGACGCGGCGGCGUCGCUCGUCGCCGUCGUCGUCGUCGUCGUCGCGCUGGUCCCGCUCGUCGUCGUCGCCUGGGUGCCCGUCCUGCUGGCGACGUCCCGCGUCGCCGGGCGCUACCUCGCGACGUCGCGCGAGCUGAAGCGGCUCGACAGCACGACGCGGAGCCCCAUCUACGGCGGCUUCUCGGAGGCGCUCGACGGCCUCUCGACGAUCCGCGCGUUUGCGCGCGGGGCGCUCGAGGCGGGCAAGCACGAAAAGCUACUGGACGCGCACUCCGCCGCGGAGCUCGCCUUGUGGACGUCGAACCGGUGGCUCGUGCUCCGCCUCCAGCUGCUGAGCGCGGCGAUCUACGUCGCCGUCGCGGCCUACGCGGUCCUCGCCGCGGAGCGCGCGGCGCCGGCGCCGGGGUCGACGACGGCGCUCGGCCUGGUGCUGCUCUACGCGACGCAGUGGGUCCAGUCGACGAACCAGGUCGUCCGCCAGCACGCGACCGUCGAGAUGCAGAUGAACUACGUCGAGCGCUGCGACGAGUACGCGACGAAGCUGCCGAAUGAAGACCCGGGGGGCGCCGCGCCGCCGGGGGCCGCGCCGUUCCCGGCGGGCGCGCUGGCCUUCGAGGACGUGUGUUUGCGGUACGCGUCGAGCCCGACGGACACGCUCCGGCGCGUGUCCUUCGCCGUCGCGCCCGGGAGCCGCUGCGGCGUCGUCGGGCGCACGGGCGCGGGCAAGUCGACGCUCGUGACCGCGCUGCUGCGGCUCGCGCCCCUCGCGGGCGGCCGCGUCCUCGUCGACGGCGUCGACGUCGCGGCGCUCCCGCUCGCGGUCUUACGGCGCGGCGUCGCCGUCGUGCCGCAGGCGGCGACGCUGUUCUCGGGCACGGUGCGGUCGAACCUCGACCCCUUCGGUUCCGCAGCGGACGGCGCGCUGCGCGAGGCGCUCGCGCGCGCGGGGCUCCGGGACGCGCUGGGCCCGGACCGCGCGAUCCGCGCGGGCGGCGACGACGUGUCCGGCGGCGAGGCGCAGCUGCUCUGUUUGGCGCGCGCUUUACUCAAGGGCGCGAAUCUCCUCGUCUGCGACGAGGCGACGGCGAGCGUCGACCGGCGCGCGGACGAGGCCAUCCAGCGCGUCGUGCGCGGGCUCGAGUGCACCGUGCUCUGCGUCGCGCACCGGCUCCGGACCGUCGCGGGCUUCGACCGCGUGGUCGUGCUGGACCGCGGCGCCGUCGCGGCCUUCGGCCCGCCCGGCGACCUCCUCCGCGACGAGGCCUCGCCCUUCUUCGACCUCUGCCACGCGUCGGGCGAGCUCGACGUCCUGCGCCGGCUCGCGGCCGGCGGUCCUCACGCGGACUAA